Messenger RNA from Cydia strobilella, 2368 nucleotides. Its product is annotated as methionine aminopeptidase 1. Gene Ontology annotation, molecular function: metalloaminopeptidase activity. The record is from RefSeq and is a predicted model, not a curated record. Gene Ontology annotation, biological process: proteolysis. The transcript is spliced from 6 exons. NCBI's taxonomy places the organism in Eukaryota, Metazoa, Arthropoda, Insecta, Lepidoptera, Tortricidae. Bases 52 to 1197 code for a protein of 381 amino acids. Gene Ontology annotation, cellular component: cytosol.
UAAAAUAUAUGAUUCCGUCGAGUCCGUCAUUGGAAUUAAAAGAAUAAAAAAAUGGCCGCGUUUGGUAUGUGCGAAACACCCGGUUGCAAAUCUAUUGCACAAUUACAAUGCCCGACGUGUAUUAAACUUGGUAUACAGGGUUCAUUCUUCUGCAAUCAGGAUUGUUUCAAGAAAUCGUGGAAAACGCACAAAGUUAUCCAUUCGUUGGCGAAGGGCGAGUCGACAGAUGGCUCGAAGGUUGAGUACAAUCCUUGGCCUUCAUACAAUUUCUCGGGGAAGUUGAGGCCGCACCCGCCGGGGCCGAAGCGGACGGUACCGCCGCAUAUAGGUCGCCCUGACUACGCUGACCACCCGACCGGUUUCCCCGCGUCUGAGAACGCCGCGAAAGGCUCUGGACAAAUUAAAGUGCUAGACGAUGAGGAGAUCGAGAGUAUGCGCGUCGCCUGCCGCUUGGGAAGGGAAGUGUUGGAUGAAGCUGGAAAAGCUUGUGCAGUUGGUGUGACGACGGAUGAAAUUGACCGUGUAGUCCAUGAGGCCUGCAUUGAGAGAGAAUGCUAUCCGAGCCCACUCAACUACCACAACUUCCCUAACAGCUGCUGCACUUCUGUUAAUGAGGUUAUCUGCCAUGGGAUACCAGAUACCCGUCCGUUGGAGGAUGGUGAUGUCUGCAAUGUUGAUGUAACAGUCUACCACCGAGGCUUCCACGGAGACCUCAACGAGUCUUUCUUUGUAGGCAAUGUGCCCGAAUCAACUCAGAAACUGGUCCAGGUGACCUAUGAGUGCCUGAUGAAAGCCAUAGACAUUGUGAAGCCCGGCGAGAAGUACCGUGAGAUCGGGAAUGUUAUACAGAAGCAUGCACAGGCCAACGGGUUCAGUGUAGUUAGGAGUUACUGCGGACAUGGAAUACAUAGGCUGUUCCAUACUGCUCCUAAUGUUCCACAUUAUGCCAAAAACAAAGCAGUAGGUGUGAUGAAGCCAGGACACUGCUUCACAAUCGAGCCAAUGAUCAACGAGGGCAGCUGGCGCGACGAGCAGUGGCCGGACCACUGGACUGCUGUCACCGCUGACGGUUCUCGCUCCGCUCAGUUUGAACAAACCCUGCUAGUAACAGAGACCGGGUGCGACAUCCUCACCGCGCGCGGCACCGGCCGACCCUGGUUCAUGGAUCAGCUGGAGAAACUCAACGCUAACUCUUAGUCUAACCGCAAGCCAACAGUUCUCAAAGUCAGUAUGUCAGCACAUUCGAUUUUGGACCGUAAUACCAUGUGUUUAAGGUGUUUUUGUUUUAAAUACAAUCAAGCAAAGCAAAAGGCCCAUUUACAUGGUGCGAAUUUCUCGCCUCGACCAUGCGAUUAUCGUAGCACGAGAAUAAAUAUGACAUAAUGUAAACUAUACGUACGAUAUCGUACAAGUAGGGGCGAUAAUCUCCUCGCCUCUGACGAUUGGAUGUCUCCGUGUAAACAAAACUUAAAUGCGAGAAUCGUAUUUCGAGUUUAUUUAUAUGCUUCAGUCGUCAUCAUGAGUGCAUUGCAAGAGGCUGUUCUGAUUGUGUCGGUACUUUAUACGUUUUAAAUUAUACUUUUACAUUUUAAAUGUUUUAUUAAUCGCCAAUACGCACAACAAAAUUUUUCUUUGGAGGUACUUGAAUGCUGCUAACUAUUUCCCGCAAACUUUUUUUUCUUAAGGGCAACGUCACGCCAUUUCCAAUAUUAAAAUAAAUGCAACUUAAAUUAUAUUAAAAUCAUUACAUUAAUUUGUUUUUGAUAAAAAAAAAACAAUUUUUGACAGAAGAUAUUAUCGCUGACUGUACUUUUCUUUUAACAGACAACUAAUAAAAGCUUGUAAAAAUAAUGUGAGAAAUAAGAAAUAUUAUUACGAAUAUUUACAGUAUACGUAUACCUAGUGGUAAAUGAUUAGCAACUAAUCACGUAAGUUGACUGGCAAAACUCGUAUGAAAAUCGGUUCGGACCGAUUCGUGCGAUACUCGCACGUACGUGAAAAAAUGUCAUACGAGAACGAGUUUAGACUAGUCGAGAAAUCGUAAGCAAAUAUCUCCAUAGAAUGCGGCUCCUCGUGUAAACUAUUUCGCCUGGCGAUAAUCUCCGUGCGAGUUUCGAAUGACAUAAUCGUAGGCGAGUUUAUAUUUCUCGCAUGAAUGUAAACAUAUUUAUACGAUACUCGCCUGGCGAUUAUUGCAUACGAUAAUGUUAUACGAUUUCUCGCCCCAAAACGUGCGAAAAAAUCGCACCAUGUAAAUGGGCCUGGGGUCUGAGUUAUGACAUAAAAAAUUAAUGUAUAAUUUUAAUUAUUUUUUGGAGAGUGUCGUAAUUAUAUUGUAGACAGUUUUCAUAUUAGGUAGAUUUUAUAA